Molecule: messenger RNA, 882 nt
Organism: Sinocyclocheilus rhinocerous
Lineage: Eukaryota; Metazoa; Chordata; Actinopteri; Cypriniformes; Cyprinidae
Product: transmembrane channel-like protein 3
Exons: 1
Coding region: 1-882 (293 amino acids)
Source: RefSeq, a predicted model, not a curated record
AUGUUGCAUUCUCUGAUAUCCAGGCAUUCUGGGUACUUGGGCAGCACCAGCGGUUCCUGCAGCUCCAAGUCCUACCACAACAUGGCCUACAACCCGUGUGCACGGUAUGCCGAAAACAUCCACUCCGAUCCGCCGUUUCGGAAGACCCUCUGUCCUAUGCGCACCGAGCCCGGCGUAAUCACGGCUCAGAGCUACGCGGGCCGCCGGGCACAUACGACACGCUACGUCAUCGUCAACGAACACGAAGCUCGCAAGAAGCUAAUGCGCUCAAAUACACGCAUACCGAGACAUUACCGCCUCGCGGACGAACCGACAGAGAUCGUAGAGCUUUAUCCACGCAACGUGAAGUGCUACAUUCCUCGUACUCCUCACCGAAGCCACCAGCCACACCUCAGUGAGGAAGAGGAGGAGGAAGAUCCGAAGAGCAGCACGAGGAGGGGGUCGUCCAAACAGUCGAACCGUCCAAGAUCGCUGUCGGAUAUCCAUCAGACCGCACGAUUCUACAUUGGCAAUACGAUAAACAGACAGUUGUCUAUGGAGCAGGGUUUAUACGGCGAUGAAGAAGAGGACGAUCAAGAAGAUGACUGGGGAAACGACCCUCAAACAAACAUCCGAGGCCCAGAGUCGGCUCACAGGUACGGCGAACCAUACAUCAAGCACAAGACCAAGCAUAAAGUGGAGCCGUCGCUGAGCGAGUCGGAUUCGGCAUCGCUGGCGUCCAGUAGUGACCAACAAAACAGCAGCACUGACCAAUACAUCCAAGUCAUUCACAACAAAGAGAAGUACCUGAAGUCGAGCGCCAAGCUGACCAAAAAGAAAUCCAAGAACAGCGUUAAACUCAAUGUGUCUGGUACUAAUGAUUUUGUCUGCUCCAACGUUUAA